Symphalangus syndactylus (siamang) is the source of this 4564-nucleotide messenger RNA. It is a transcript of the gene CHST1, whose product is annotated as carbohydrate sulfotransferase 1. Gene Ontology annotation, biological process: keratan sulfate proteoglycan metabolic process; N-acetylglucosamine metabolic process; carbohydrate metabolic process. Gene Ontology annotation, cellular component: Golgi membrane. Lineage: Eukaryota; Metazoa; Chordata; Mammalia; Primates; Hylobatidae. Gene Ontology annotation, molecular function: N-acetylglucosamine 6-O-sulfotransferase activity; keratan sulfotransferase activity. The record is from RefSeq and is a predicted model, not a curated record.
UGAGCUCUUACUGUGAAUUCCAGUUCUCCAAUACAGAGCUGUUCCCUGCCUCCCAGUCUGUGCCCUCAUCUCAAGUUCGCUGAUAAUGAAAUCUGAGCUUUCUCCUGGGAGUGAAAGCUCACCAACUUGCCUGCUUUCUAACAGAAAUGAUAGAUCCUGGUCUCCUGUGUCCAAGGUUUGCUUGGAUUUUUACUACGCAGAGGUAGAGGGAGGCCAGGCCAGAGGUUGCUAGAAGCCUAGGGAUGGGCUCUGGGGGCCACAGUCUGGCUUGGAGGAUGAGGGCAUUGAGGAGUCUUUUGUAGUGGCUAAGGCUCCCUUGGGUACAACAGGACCUGGCCCCAGGACCUCUGGUUUCCAGGGCAGAUGCCUUUAGCAUACCAAGGACACUUGGCCAGCCCCGGGCCCAGCUCUGCCAGGCUGGGAGAGUGGGGGCAUUUCCAGGAGGGCUGGACUUCCCCCAUCUUCCUGUUCCCAUGCCCUGGCUUUGCCCUCCCCGGGGGUACAAGGGAAUGGCCUGUGGCUGGGCCUUCAAACACAUGCCCCUCCUUGGUGUCCAGGCCGCACCUUGUGAGGCCGAGUCUCGCCGUCUUAGGGAUUUAUAACAUCCAGCUGCUUCAGUGACUUCUGAUUUAUUAGCAAAGCAGCAGCUUCCAGUCCUGGCCUUAAGUUUCUCUGGGUGGAGGAAGAGUUGGGGGAAGAAACUUAAACGGCCCCCUCCCCAGCAAGAUGGCAAGAUGUUCCUCUUUAAAUAAAACCCUAGGGUGAGUUCUGCUUUUGGAAUUGGAACCCCAGAAUUAAGUGAAGACUCCUUAAGGAUUCUGUUUCCUGUCUUGAUGAGGACCAAGGAGGGUGUAAUAUGAAUGGAAUUAGGGAAAAGGAUUUGAAUGUGGACUUCCUAGCACAUUGCCCGGGCUGGAAUCCUGGCUCCUUAUUAUGGGUGUGAGUUUGGGGAAGUUAUCUAACCUUGAGGGGCCUCAGCUUCCUUAUCUGCAAAAUGGGGUUGUGACAGUAUCAACUUCAUAGAGCCGGCACAAGGGUGCGAUGAGCUGACGGCUGUGAAAGAAGCAUGUGCCUGGGAGGAACACUGUGAAUGCCCAGCAAGUGCUUGCCUUCCUUGGUAUUAUUUGACCCACAGCAUCUAGAACAGUGCCUGGCACAUACAGGAGUUCUGAUAGAUGUCUGUGAAUAAAUACAAAGGAAGCGCAUCCAAAUGAAAUGACGCUGCAGCCAAAGAACAGACUCCUGAAUAAUUUAAAAAUAUGACCUGGCACUAUUAUUGAUGACAUUCCCUGUCUGUUUCUUGAAAACCAUUCACAUUCACCAUGGGGCACUGGGGCAGAGCAGGCCUGCACUCGCAGGGGAGUCAGGUUUAACGUAGAGGGGCUUUUCUCCCUGGAUACCUGGCCCAGCCCCAUGAUGGAGGCCAGCAUCUUCUGCCACUAUGGGAUGAGGUCAGGGUGGGAUGCAGUGUGGUCGGGAUUGUGGUUUUUCUCUGAUCACGUUGAGAAGUUCCUAAGACUGAACUGUGCCCCUUUCUCUCUUGACUGCCACUUGGUGAUCUGGUACUGAUUCCCAAAGAAGUGAAAUUUCAUAUUUAAAACACGACUUGAUUUCUGCAUCUGAACGGUGGGAGUGAGGACCCUGGCCUCCGAGAGUCUUAUAGGGAAUAACACGGUGCUAGAAGUUGGGUGAGCUGAGCCAGGCAGAACUGCAGGUUUGGGAAAUGAGGAUCCACUCACCCACUCCCAAAGGAGUCAUGUCAAAUAGUGGGGUGUGGGAAGAAUCUUCACAAAGCACGUGAGUUCACCCUAUCAGCUGUGAACCAACAGAUCCACAGGACCAGACAGCAAAGGGGAGGAACAUGCUCUAAGUCUCAGAAGUAUCUGCCUGCCCAGUCCCCAUCAUGCUGAUUCACAAAUGGGCUGGGGCCAGUAAUGGCAUGCAUGUUUGAAGGCCAAAUAUGUUUAAACUGGAGGAACAGGAAGCCAAAUCUCCUUAGAGGGAAAGAACUGGACUCUGGAGAACCUACCAGAUGGGGGUUAAAGCAGGCCUGUGAGCUCAGGCCGGUUCCUCUACCUCUGUGCCUUGGCUUUCUCUCCUGUGAAGUGGGCAGAUAUUGGCUUCCACAUCUGGUUCUUGCUAGAAGGACACGAGCUGAUGCAGGGAAGGGGCUUGGCGCAAAAAUGUUAACUGAGAUCAUGUGGCGAUCUUGGUGUUUUAAUUCAGACUCUGUGAGGUGCAUCAAGGUCAGGAAUGCUCCCUGGUCCACUUUCGCUUUGAGUUUCAGGUAGCUGGUGUCACUUCGGUGUGGUUGGAAGAAGGCUCUCUCCCCAGCUGCAUCCCCGAGGCGCCCUUUCGACCUGGAGGCCGGGUCUGCUGGCCACAGGGCUGCCGCACUGGCUGGGACUGCCAGCUGGGCCUGGAGACGCUGGUGGCUGUGGACUCCCCAGCUUGGAGCAGUCCCUCUUUGACCUCGCCCCGUGGAGAAGCAGCCCCAUGAAGGUGCCCAGCCAUGCAAUGUUCCUGGAAGGCCGUCCUCCUCCUUGCCCUGGCCUCCAUUGCCAUCCAGUACACGGCCAUCCGCACCUUCACCGCCAAGUCCUUUCACACCUGCCCCGGGCUGGCGGAGGCCGGGCUGGCCGAGCGACUGUGCGAGGAGAGCCCCACCUUCGCCUACAACCUCUCCCGCAAGACCCACAUCCUCAUCCUGGCCACCACGCGCAGCGGCUCCUCCUUCGUGGGCCAGCUCUUCAACCAGCACCUGGACGUCUUCUACCUGUUUGAGCCCCUCUACCACGUCCAGAACACGCUCAUCCCCCGCUUCACCCAGGGCAAGAACCCGGCCGACCGGCGGGUCAUGCUGGGCGCCAGCCGCGACCUCCUGCGGAGCCUCUACGACUGCGACCUCUACUUCCUGGAGAACUACAUCAAGCCGCCACCGGUCAACCACACCACCGACAGGAUCUUCCGCCGCGGGGCCAGCCGGGUCCUCUGCUCCCGGCCUGUGUGCGACCCUCCGGGGCCCGCCGACCUGGUCCUGGAGGAGGGGGACUGUGUGCGCAAGUGCGGGCUACUCAACCUGACCGUGGCGGCCGAGGCGUGCCGCGAGCGCAGCCACGUGGCCAUCAAGACGGUGCGGGUGCCCGAGGUGAACGACCUGCGCGCUCUGGUGGAAGACCCGCGGUUAAACCUCAAGGUCAUCCAGCUGGUCCGAGACCCCCGCGGCAUUCUGGCUUCGCGCAGCGAGACCUUCCGCGACACGUACCGGCUCUGGCGGCUCUGGUACGGCACCGGGAGGAAACCCUACAACCUGGACGUGACGCAGCUGACCACGGUGUGCGAGGACUUCUCCAACUCCGUGUCCACCGGCCUCAUGCGGCCACCGUGGCUCAAGGGCAAGUACAUGUUGGUGCGCUACGAGGACCUGGCCCGGAACCCUAUGAAGAAGACCGAGGAGAUCUACGGGUUCCUGGGCAUCCCGCUGGACAGCCACGUGGCCCGCUGGAUCCAGAACAACACGCGGGGCGACCCCACCCUGGGCAAGCACAAAUACGGCACCGUGCGAAACUCGGCGGCCACGGCCGAGAAGUGGCGCUUCCGCCUCUCCUACGACAUCGUGGCCUUUGCCCAGAACGCCUGCCAGCAGGUGCUGGCCCAGCUGGGCUACAAGAUCGCCGCCUCGGAGGAGGAGCUGAAGAACCCCUCGGUCAGCCUGGUGGAGGAGCGGGACUUCCGCCCCUUCUCGUGACCCGGGCGGCGCGGGUGGGGGCGGGAGGCGCACGGUGUCGGUUUUGAUAACAUGGACCGUUUUUAACUGUUGCCUUAUUUCCCCCUCCCUCUCCCACCUCAUCUUCGUGUCCUUCCUGCCCCCAGCUCACCCCACUCCCUUCUGCCCCUUUUUUGUCUCUGAAAUUUGCACUACGUCUUGGACGGGAAUCACUGGGGCAGAGGGCGCGUGAAGUGGGGUCCCGCCCCCACCCCACCCCACCCCAUUCAGACACACGGAUGUUGGGUCUCUGUGCGGACGGUGACAAUGUUUACAAGCACCACACUUACACAUCCACACACGCACACGGGCACCCGCGAGGCGACUUCUCAAGCCUUUGAAUGGGUGAGUGGUCGGGUAUCUCGUUUUUGCACUGUCUUACUAUUCAAGAUAAGAGGAUACAAACAAGAGGACCACUGGUCUCUAAUUUAUGAAUGGUGUCCAUCAUUUCCCCAUCCCUGCCUCCUGCCCCUGACGCCCAUUUCCCCCCUUAGAGCAGCGAAACUGCCCCCUCCUGCCCGCCCUUGCCUGUCGGUGAGGCAGGUUUUUACUGUGAGGUGAACGUGGACCUGUUUCUGUUUCCAGUCUGUGGUGAUGCUGUCUGUCUGUCUGAGUCUCGUGGCCGCCCCUGAACCAGUGAUGACUGAUGAAUCUUAUGAGCUUCUGAUUGAUCUCGGGGUCCAUCUGUGAUAUUUCUUUGUGCCAAAAACAAAAAAAAAAGAGUGGAUCAGUUUGCUAAAUGAACAUUGAAAUUGAAAUGCUUUAUCUGUGUUUUCUGUAAAUAAAAGAGUGCAAUAA